AUGAUUGCCUUGAGCCAGCCUGCGACGAGGAUGCAUAGACGGCACUGCAUUGGCCGCUUUAGGAAACCGAGCCAACUAGCGCCGCAAGCAAGGUUCUUCUCCCGACGAUCUAACAAGCGUAAGCAAAACAUGUCGGCCCCGAGCCGCGACGAAACCAUCGCGGUACCCGAGCCCGAGCCCGAGUCCGAUGCACCCAAACGCCCAGAGCGCACCCCACAGUUCUCCGACUACAUCCGCGUUUUUGGCUACGCCACGAAAUGGGACUUUGUCAUAUACGCCGCGGCGUCGAUCGCCUCGAUAGGCGCCGGCGUGACGCUUCCACUCAUGAACGUCAUCUUCGGCCAGCUCGUCAAUGAUUUCGCCAAGUUCUUCCAGGCAGACGUCGCCAUGACCCCCAAGACCUAUAUGCCAUCAUCGACAGGCAAGCCCUAUACAUCUUGGCGCUCUUCCUCGGGCGUUGGGCCCUGA
Parascedosporium putredinis is the source of this 468-nucleotide messenger RNA. The record is from the annotation of a GenBank genome assembly. Lineage: Eukaryota; Fungi; Ascomycota; Sordariomycetes; Microascales; Microascaceae.